AUGGGUAAAAAUCAGAAGAGAGGCUUCAGAUCUCACAAUAAUGGUGCUCGUGGAGAUAAUUCACGUCACGGAAGGACCAAAGAUAACCGUGAUCUAGCUGAAUGCGUUCAACAAGUCGAAAAGUUGGAUAUCAGUGCGGAAGAAGAGGUUUCUGAUGAAGAACUCGAGACAUCUAGUGAAGAGGAAGAUCAGGUAAGGCUUUUACUUUAAUUUUUGAUGUUUAGAAAAGUUUUGUUGGCAUGAAAUUUACAAAAAUGUUGCUAUCUGGUGGAGAAUAUUAACAAAUAAAGCUAUUGUUUAAGGUCCCAGUUAUGCCUUGUCGAAUUGCAAUGUUUGACUUUAAUCAAUGCGAUCCUAAACGAUGUUCGGGCCGAAAGCUGCAGAGACAUGGUCUAAUGACCACGAUUAAGUUGGGGUCAAAGUUUCCCGGAUUAGUUUUAUCACCAACUGGAACAAGCACGUUGUCUCCAGCUGAUCGUCAAUUUAUUCUUGAUCAUGGUUUAGCUGUGGUUGAUUGCUCUUGGAAUCAAGUCGAAGGGACGCCUAUUCACAGGGUCAAGGUGAGGGUCUUGUUUGUUUUUGAGUUUAGGAGAGUAUUUUAUUAUUUUGCGGACAUUAAACUAGAUAAGCUUCGAAAAAUUCAAAAAGAACUUUUCAGGCUAACGAGCACAGGUUACUUCCAUUCCUAAUAGCCGCAAAUCCCGUAAAUUAUGGAGCUCCAUGUAAAUUAACUUGUGCUGAGGCAUUGGCCGCAGGUUUGUGGAUAAUAAACGAAAUUCCAGCAGCUGAAGCCUUGAUGUCAAAGUUUAAAUGGGGUCCAAACUUUUUAAAACUGAACGAGGAAGUUCUGGAGAUAUACAGAGGAUGUAAAGAUUCAAAGGAUCUGAUAGAGAAACAAAAUGAACAUCUGAAGAAGCUGGAAGAAGAACAUCAGAGAGAUAGAGAACGAGGUAUGGAUCUACCGCCUUCUUAUAGCGAAGAAGAUGAAGGGGAGGAAGAAGAAGAUGAGGAAGAGUGA
Messenger RNA from Bursaphelenchus okinawaensis, 1018 nucleotides. The record is from the annotation of a GenBank genome assembly. NCBI's taxonomy places the organism in Eukaryota, Metazoa, Nematoda, Chromadorea, Rhabditida, Aphelenchoididae.